AAAUUGACUAUGAGACUCACUCAGUCUCUUUCAAGUUUCAGUGUUAAAUAGCGUUCUGUGUCGGAAGGUACAGCUCUUUAAGACAGUAAAUUAUUUUAUUAUAAAAUAAAUUUAAUAAAAACAGAUUGUUAUAUCGGUACAGCAUCUAGAACAUAAAUAUACAAUAUGUUUGCGGUGUUAAAAGUGUAUUUCAAGGAGUCUUAAUUAUUUUAAAUUAUAUUUCAGGAAGAAAAUCUAAAUGAUGGAGAAUGUUCAAGAAUCAGAAAACAAUGCAGCCAUAUCCAAAUCUACAUUUUCAAACAAAAACUGCAACAACAUUCAAGCAAUAAGGAGUUAUAGUUCAAAGUCCAUGCAUUCCGGAAGCAACUCAAGUGGUAGCAGCGGAUAUGGCGGCAAGAAGUUUACUUCUGGCUACGGCUACAAACCGGGUGGUAUAUUAAAUAAGAAGCAGGAUACGGAAAAUAAUGCCAAAGUUUCGGAUUCAGCAUAUUCUAACAGCUGUAGCAACAGCCAGUCUAGAAGAAGUUACAGCUCAAAAUCUAUGCAUUCUGGGAGCAACUCAAGUGCGAGCAGCGGGUAUGGUGGCAAACCGUCCACUUCUGGUUACAGCAGUCAUGCUAUUCAAAUGCCAGAAAAGAGAAUUAAAGAUAAAGAAGCGAAGAAAAAAAAGAAAAUUCAAAUCGUAUCAAAAGUAAAAAAAGAUAAAUAUGUAAUCAUUCAAAGUGUACCCGAACUGGAGCCCGUCUUCGAGACGCCGAAAGAAAAUACCAAUAAUGUUGUCCUGACGCCGCCGCCUGCUCUUGAGCUAGAAAAGAAAACGCCCGAGAUGAUAAUGGACAUUUCAAGUACGCUCAAAUGCAGCAUCAAGAAAGAGUGUGGUCCGUCUAACACUCCGGUUGUCACAGCAUUGAACUGCGUCACUCGUACAAGUCGUACAGAACAUUGCAUGGAUGGAUUUUCGUGUGUGAUAUCGAUGCAAGACGGUAUCGUGAUGUACACGACUACAUCGAUAACGACGGCUCUCGGAUUUCCCAAAGAUAUGUGGCUUGGCAGAUCGUUCAUAGACUUUGUGCACCCACGAGAUCGCAACACAUUCGCAUCUCAGAUAACGAGCGGCUUGACAAUUCCAAAAAAUGUAAACGGUACGCAAUUAAAAGUUCCAGCUCAAGGUAAUCAAACGUCGACCAUGGUUUGUCGGAUAAGAAAAUACAGAGGGCUCACGUCAGGAUUUAGAAUUAAAGAGAAGAUCGUGUCAUACAUGCCCUUUCUACUGAAAUUUUUCUUUAAAAAUAUAAGAGAUGAAGAAGGUCACGUCAUCUACCUAGUCAUACAGGCUACUCCAUUCUUUUCGGCAUUUAAAUCGGCGAAUGAAAUCAUUGUAAACGCAAAACCAUUCGUAAUAAGACAUUCGGCGACUGGAAGUCUAGACUAUAUAGAUACCGAAUCGGUACCAUACCUGGGCUACUUGCCUCAGGAUAUCGUUCAAAAGGAUGCGUUGCAGCUGUAUCAUCCAUCAGAUCUUGGUUAUUUGCGUCAAGUUUACGAGGCCAUUGUGAAGGAAGGCGUAGUGGAGCGCUCAAAGCCUUAUAGGAUGUUGACUCAAAAUGGGGAUUAUUUAAAAUUGGAAACUGAAUGGUCUUCUUUUAUUAACCCGUGGUCUAGAAAACUUGAAUUCGUAACGGGCAAACAUUUUAUAAUAGAGGGUCCGAGGAAUCCGGACGUCUUCCAGACAGUGGAAACGGAAAGAAUUGAUAAAAUACCAGACGAGGAACAAAAGAAAGCUCAACUUUUGAGACAAAAUAUAACUCGAGUAAUGAAUGAGGUUCUCACUAAGCCAGCGGAAGCUGCUAAGCAGCAAAUGGGGAAAAGGUGUCAGGAUUUAGCGUCGUUUAUGGAGAGCCUGUUGGAAGAAACACCGAAUAACAACAAUGACACGGAAUUGAAACUUGAAAUACAAGAUCCGGACAAUAGUUUCUAUGAGCGAGAUUCGGUGAUGCUUGGUGGUAUGUCGCCGCAUCACGAUUACAACGACAGCAAGUCAAGCACAGAGACUCCUAUUAGCUACAAUCAGCUCAAUUACAAUGAAACUCUUCAAAGGUAUUUUGAUAGUCACCAACCUUAUGAAGAAUAUCCUCUGGAUGAUAACAAACUAGAAUUAAGAGAAGCUGAGAAUAGUAAAUGCGCGUUACCAGCAGAACGAGAAAUUGAUGAAUUUGGCGAGAAAGGAAACCUGUUUGGGGCGAAUUCACUUCUUAUGACACAAUACAGUCAUCCCUUAGGCGACUACCAAGCCGUUCGGUUAACUGAGUCCCUGCUGAGCAAGCAUAACUCAGAAAUGGAAAAAGAAUUAGUCAAAAUGCACCGUGAUAACCGAAUUUAUAGCAAAAUCGAGAAAGAGAAAAUAUCAAACGAAAUGAAACAGAAAAAAAAGGAACAUCUAGCGAGAUGUAACGCCUACAUCCAACAAUCGAUCCUCGAAAAUUCAGAACAAAAGGCGCAAGGUGUAAAGCGUUCAUCCAAGCAGUUAGAAGAAGGGACUGCGCACAAACACAGAUGUUCGUCUGCGAGAUUAAUAAGACAGAAGCAGAUAGCGAGGGCCGCAAAUACGCCGUCCACGCCGACGCCGACAAUGGGAGUAAUUCCGAUGUUUUAUACUCCAGCGCCAAUACACCAUGCCACUAUGACAUCACAGGAAUAUCAUUUAAGCCGGACUUCACCACAUAUGCCAGGACAUCCAAUUACAGAUCGAAUGACACCGCAUACUAGUAUGAGUGGUGCUCAUUACCAAGGACACAGAAAUGAAGCUGAGGUACUAUUUAAAAUGAACACUAAGUGUAGUACUUCAACUUCACCUUCACCAAGUACUCAUGUUACAGCUCCGUAUCAACCACACCAAAUGCCUUAUUUGAUGUUUGGUCAGGCUGUCUACGCACCGCCUUUCAUGUAUUCGUCCAUCGAUCCUCAAAUUUCAUAUACCCUGCAACAAAGCUUCGUUCCACAAAUACCGAACAUACAUUCUUUAGGAAUUUCAACUCAAAAUUAUGAAGAGGCGUGUAGAUUGACUUUACUACCGAAGACUGCCAAAUCAUUCAAUUACCUUACAAGGAAGAGGGAGAAGAUAAUCGAAAAAAAUAUAUUUCAAGCAUGUGAUGUCAGUAUCUAUUCUGCUGAGGCUUCGAUCCGGAGCACAGAAGCUAUCAUUGAAAACCGUAAUAAGAGGAAGCUGCGACUGGGCAACAGUGACGGUACGAACGAAAAGACCGACGAAGAGUCCAGUUAUUCUUCAUUUUAUUCGUCAUUCUUCAAGACUGAUUCUGGUAGUAACGAGGAAAGCGAUGGAAAAAAUACGAAUACUGGAGAAGGAAAAUGCUGGCGUAAACCAAAUCAAAGUGGGGAUGCAAUGUCAUUUCAGAGUUAUGAAAUGGUUAAUAGUGAGACAAAGGAUAAGAUCGCGCAUAGAAGGAAUAUUGAACCGCCAUGGAUGAAACAAAACCCAAAGCCAGUCGGGAAUAUGGACCGUUUGUUGGUACGUGUCACUUCGGAACUUAUUUACAAAUAUCAAAUACUCACCAAAGACGUGGAUGAGGUUCUGAGUUGUGAUAAGAAAAAGUUAGAAAAAUUAGAACAACCUUCAUUAGUAAACGAACAACUUGACCAAUUAUACUUGGAUCUUCAGUUACAAGGAGUAGCUGCGAAACUAACUCUUGAGGAGGGCAUCACUAGUUCCAGCAGUUCUGGUGAAGAAUCGUAUGUCACCACAAAAACAAAGAUUCGCCGCCGAAAGCGAGAGUAUAGCAAAUUAGUAAUGAUUUAUGAAGAGGACGCCCCCCUCCCGCCUCCAGACGAGGAAGACGUUCCUUUUAGUGCGUAGUGUUACAAAAGAAAUUUAGUUAGUAUUUAAUUUAAAUUAAAAAUACUUAUUGUAGUUAUUUAAUAUAUAAUAGUAUUUGUAAAUAUGAAUGCCCUUCAGAGGCAUUAACAGCACAAUAUUGUCAUGCCAAAGUUACAUUGCACGUUCGUGUUUUUGUAUAGGUAAUUUUAGUAAUAAUAAAUUCGAUAUAGAUGAACAAAAUAGUCGUGUGCAUUAUUUAAUAUAAAAUAUAAUUAUUAAUAGAACUAGAGCUAAGUUAUAUAAUUAGAAUCCGUGCCGGUAGCGUGAUUGCUCAUGGGAUAUGUAGGAUGAACAAUCCAUCAUCGACAUUUAUUAAUAAUAAUCUAUAUUUGUUACAAUCAUUUUAAAUUACCUAAAUAAUCUCUAAUUAUAUCCCGGGGUACAUGUAUAAGUUUCAUCAUAAAGUGUUGUAUACGCUUACUUGUUUUUUAUUUCUAAGCGAUCUUACUCACUCUAAUAUUUUAACUAUUUUUUUUUUUUUUUAUCUAUAAAAUAUUGGUGUUGUAUACAAAUUAUUUUAUAACGUUUUUGUUUUAGAUACGUUAUGAUAUUGAUGAUUUAUCUGUAUGUAAUAGAGCUAUUGACUUCUGAUAUAUAAGUGUAUGUUGUCCAUAAAUCAUAAAGGGAGUGAUAUACUAGUGUCGUUAUUGAAUCGUUUAUAGAUUGGUGAUUUUAUAUUAUAAGUUAUUAUAAUAAAUAACUCGCAUGAAGUAAAGUGCUAAAUCUCAUUCAAUUUAACAUACAGUCUAAUUUUUAUACGUUCCGUUGCCGUCUCAUGCCAAACUGUUUCAAGAUAAUAAUUGUUUAAGCAUUCCAUAUAUAUAUAAAUAUACAAAAAAAAAUAAAUAUACAAAUUGUAAAUAGUUCAAUAUUAUAUACACUUUGAUAAUAAUAAUGAAUGUUUGUAAAUUAUAUAUUUUAAUAUCUAUAUUUGUAUUAUGAAGUGAAGAGCUUGGGAUUGGUAAUCCAAUUUAGCAAAGAAAAUGUUAUAUGUCGAAUGAUCGUGGAUGAUACCGCGGAGCACACCUAGUUUUAUAAGAAUUUAAGAUAAGGAGUAUGUUAGAGGUCUGUGAUAUAAUGUUUUCAUUAUUAUUGAACAAAAUUUAUUGAUUACUUAGGUAUUAUCUAAGAAAGAAACCAUUUUCUAUAAUAUAUUAAAAAUGGUUUUAAAUUUUUUAGCUUCAAACUUAGAUAACACCGAUAACCAAAUCUAGCGGCUUCAACUAAAAAUGUUUUUUAGUUUGGGCGUAUAUUUUUUUAGAAAAUAUUUGCACGUAAACAUUAAACAUUAUACGAUAUUUAUGUACCUAUGCAUAAAAAAAAACUUAUUUCAAAAUGAAGUACAACCUUUAAUUUAGCAUAAGUCUUGGAACGUAUAAACGAGCAUUUUAUUUUGCAGUAAAACGCAAUUGUUAGGUAUAUUAAUAAUAAAUUAUUAUUAAAUAAAAGUCAAUAUAUUAGUUUUUUUAUAUUA
This is a messenger RNA of Vanessa atalanta (red admiral), 5366 nucleotides long. It is a transcript of the gene per, whose product is annotated as period circadian protein. The record is from RefSeq and is a predicted model, not a curated record. The coding region runs from base 239 to 3871 and encodes 1210 amino acids. Gene Ontology annotation, biological process: circadian regulation of gene expression; negative regulation of transcription by RNA polymerase II; entrainment of circadian clock by photoperiod. The transcript has 30 exons. Gene Ontology annotation, molecular function: transcription corepressor binding; transcription cis-regulatory region binding. Gene Ontology annotation, cellular component: nucleus; cytoplasm. NCBI's taxonomy places the organism in Eukaryota, Metazoa, Arthropoda, Insecta, Lepidoptera, Nymphalidae.